AUGGAGGACAUUGCACAAAUGAACGCCACAGAAACAUCAAAGUUAAGGCAGGCGGACCUAAUGAUCGAGAUCCAGGAAUGGGCACAGCGAAUGAUAUCGGCCCAAUCUUGGAUUGGCCGAGGCCUUGUGACGAUGGUGUUCUUACUGAGCUUCGGAUCCCUCUUCAUCUACUUCGUAAUAUCAAUAGAGACCAGUGAAGACACUCAGGUGGUCUUGAGGACACUGCAGGUGGUCGACAUGGGCUUUAACUCUUUCUUUCUGUUCUACUUUGGUCUACGUUUCAUCGCCGCGGACGACAAGCUGCGGUUCUGGGUGGAGCUGAACUCGAUCGUGGAUUUCUUCACCAUCCCCCCAGUGGUCCUCUCGCUGUACUUGAACCAAGACUGUGUCGGUUUGAGGUUCAUGAGGUCUCUCCGUCUGCUCCAGUUGCCUGAAAUCCUGCAGUACCUUCGGAUCCUGAAGCGUCACACUAAAAUCAAACUGGCAAGUCUGCUGUCGGUGUUCGUGGGAGCCUGGCUUACCGCUGCCGGCUUCAUAUACACGAUCGAGAACUCCGGAGACCCUUGGCAGGAGGAAAACAACAGCCAACCCCUGACCUACUGGCAGUGCGUCUAUCUACUCAUGGUCACCAUGUCAACUGUCGGCUACGGUGAUUUAACUGCCAGGACCUCACUUGGCCAGGUCUUCAUGGUGUUCUUCAUCAUCCUGGGCUUGGUAUUGUUUGCAAGUCAUGUCCCUGAGAUUAUUGAACUCAUCGGAAGCCAUCGCAAGUACACAGGGUCCUACAGAUUAGUCAUGGGUAAGAAGCACAUUAUAGUGUGUGGUCACAUCACCCUCACCAGUCUGCAUGAGUUCCUGAAGGAUUUCAGCUGGAAGGAGAGGGAGGAGUGUUCAACAAACAUUGUGAUCCUGGAGGAUUUUAACCCCGGCCUGGAACUCCAAGCCAUGUUCAAACGACACGUGAUUCAGAUGCAGUUUUUCCAGGGAUCAGUGCUGAAGCCGAGUGAUUUGGUUCGGAUCCAGCUGGACAAGGCAGACGCCUGCCUGAUCUUAGCGGACAAGAACUGCCUCAACCCUGAGGCCGAAGAUUCUGCAAACAUAAUGAGGGCCGUUGCUGUCAAACAGUACUCCCCCGAAAUUCGGAUCAUUGCUCAGGUGCUGCAGUAUCACAGCAAGGCGUACCUGCAGAACCUCCCGAGCUGGAACAUGAAGCACCGUGACAGUGUGAUCUGCCUGAGUGAGCUGAAGAUGGGCUUCAUCGCACAGAACUGCAUCGUGCCGGGGUUCUCCACACUGCUCGCCAACUUGUUCAUCAAGAAGUCCCAGAUGGAGCAUAAGACGGGAACCUGGCUCGAUAUCUACCAAGAGGGAGUCAGCCAAGAGAUUUUCACGGAAUUUCUGUCAGAGGCCUUUGUGGGAAUGUCGUUUCCUGCUGUGUGCCAGAUCUGCUACAUUAAGCUGAAGCUGCUGCUGAUCGCCGUCCAGUACCGGACCAGUGAGGAGUCGGUCAGUAUCCUGAUUAACCCUGAUGCCAGCAUUGUGAUCCAGGAACAGACCCUGGGCUUCUUCAUUGCCAAGAAGCGCAGCCUGGUGCAGAGAGCGAAUUUCUACUGCACCAACUGCCACUACGACAUCUCUGACAAUCGACGCAUCAAAAAGUGCAGCUGUAAGAAACUGGCCAACAACGACAAGGUGUUUUACGGCGUCUUUCGUGUGCAGUCGUUCGGGGUUCUGCCGAGGCAGGUGACCUCCACAGAGUGGACGGAGUCAACGUUGGCCAGAGAGAAGGUGACCCUGGACUCCACUGGCAUGUUCCACUGGUGCCCACCCAAGGCCAUCAGCCAAGUGACUCUGAGCCGUGCCAUGGCAUCCCGCCUGCAGCUGUCGAAACACGUGAUCGUCUGCAUCUUCAGUGAGCCCAAGUGCCCUGGGAUAGGCCUGCGCAACUUUGUGAUGCCUCUGCGUGCGAGCAGCUUCACCUACGACGAGCUCAAGUCCAUUGUGUUUGUGGUGUCCCUGGAGUACAUCGCCAAGGAGUGGGAGACCAUCAGCAACUUCCCCAAGAUCUUCAUCCUGCCGGGCUCCCCGCUUUGCCGAGCCGACCUGAAGGCAGCCAGCAUCGGGACCUGCGACAUGACCGUUGUCAUCUCCUCCAAUCGAACCCACUUCGAGGAGAAGAGCCUGCAGGACAAGGAGUGCAUCCUGGCCACCCUCAACCUGAAGGCCAUGCUCUUCGAGGAGGUCAAGAGCACAGACGAGCUGCCCACAAUGUCUUCAGAGACUGUCUCCGAUGAUACGGGUACAUCUGCCUCAAUCGACAAACAUUACUACAGGGUUCCUAUCAUCACUUCACUCGUUCAUCAGUCGAACGUCUAUUUUCUGGAUCAGGAAGAUCGUGAUGAACCGGACACAGAUUUGUACCUCACCCAGCCCUACGCCAGUGGAUGUGUGUUUGCAUUCAGUAUCUUGAACUCUCUGACGUGUAUGACAUACUUCAACGACAACAUUCUGUUACUGAUCCGUACCCUGGUGACAGGCGGCGCCAGCCCAGAGCUGGAUGAGCAGUUGGCCGACGAGGACGCACUCAGAGGCAAUAUCCACGCCCAGGAUAACAUGAACCAGAGGAACCGGUGCAAGCUCGCGCGCAUCACCAUGUGUGACAAGCGGUUUGAAGAGUUUGCGCACGGUGGCAAAUAUGGAGACCUGUUCUGCAAAGCUCUGCUCCGCUAUGGGAUACUGUGCUUCGGGAUAUUUCGAUUGCAAGACCCAGCCAAGCAAUCGAAGAAGCGACACCGACUGACGCCCGCUCAGAUGGAACUGGACUCAAACCCAAACGUUGUGACUGAGCAAAGACCCAAGUGGCUCCCAGAACCUGCUCCUGUCUCCUCGGACUGGGCAACCAAGCUCAAUCCCAGCGUGCUAGUGGGUUGGCUAUUUGACCACUGUAGGAAAUGUGACAGGUUCGUCAUCACAAAUCCCUCAUCUUCCUUUGAACUUAUUGAGACUGACUUCAUCAUGUGCACUGUGCCCUUCUAUGACAUCCAGUCCAUGGCCACCAACAUGUACUGUCAGAUGAAUUACUUCUCCAAGUUCAUCCCACUUCAUGCAGUGGCCAGGCAAUCGUCUACUGCCAUGCGACCGGUCAGGUUUGAUCGAAGUAUUUACAGCCAUGACUACACAGAGCAAGUAAAGGAGAGAACAGAGAAGGACAGGGGGCCAGUGGAGAAGAGCACCAUUGAAGAGGCUGAAGAGCCCAAGAAGACGAAAACUUUGGACCACACGAUGUCGGAACAGUUUAGGGAACUACUGAAAGCUGCUGCUAUGCGGAGGGCUUCCAAGGAGAAGAGGAAAUCCUCCGUGUUUGUUGCAGUCCAACACCACAAGGAGGUCGACAAAUCUGGAGAGGAACCUCAGUCCUUGAAAUCCGAAGCAGAGGUUGAAUUGGAAAUAAUAAUAGGUGAAGAAAUGGGGCGUGCGUCCCCAAAGCCUGCAGAGAGUGGCAGUGCAGCACCUGUAGCCACAACACCUGGACCAGGUGCACAACCUGUAGCCACAACACCCGGACCUGGCGCACAACCUGUAGCCACAACACCCGGACCUGGCGCACAACCUGUAGCCACAACACCCGGACCUGGCGCACAACCUGUAGCCACAACACCUGGACCUGGUGCACAACCUGUAGCCACAACACCCGGACCUGGUGCACAACCUGUAGCCACAACACCUGGACCUGGUGCACAACCUGUAGCCACAACACCCGGACCUGGUGCACAACCUGAGGCCACAACACCUGGACCUGGUGCACAACCUGUAGCCACAACACCUGGACCUGGUGCACAACUUGUAGCCACAACACCAAAACCCAGUGUGGAGAACAAGGGUGUUCAACCAGAGCAAGGUCCUAAAACUGGUGAGGGUGGCCCAGAAUGA
Molecule: messenger RNA, 3930 nt
Organism: Pristis pectinata (smalltooth sawfish)
Lineage: Eukaryota; Metazoa; Chordata; Chondrichthyes; Rhinopristiformes; Pristidae
Product: calcium-activated potassium channel subunit alpha-1-like
Exons: 28
Coding region: 1-3930 (1309 amino acids)
Biological process (GO): potassium ion transport; transmembrane transport; reproductive process
Cellular component (GO): membrane
Molecular function (GO): monoatomic ion channel activity
Source: RefSeq, a predicted model, not a curated record